AUGUCGCCGCCUGCCGCCGAAGACGCCGCCACGCCGCCGCUGCCCACCUCGGCCGCCGCUAACGCUGACGCACAGGUACCCGACGCCGCCCCACGGACAGCCGCCCGGGUCUACCAGGUGCCAACCGAGACCGCAGAGACCAACGACACAGAGCUGCACCGCAAAGGGGGCGGAUAUGUGAACUGGGUGCAGCUGACGCGCUCCACCGUUACGCCGCCUCCACUGCCACCAGUAAUACCGACGCCACCCCCACCACAUGGGGUGGGGACCUCGCCGCAGGCAGGGAAUGCCACGCCCGUCCAGCCCCUAUGGCACCGAGGCGGACUUGACAGCUACGACGCCGCCCCCGACGCCGCCCCCAACUGCCGUGAAGGCUCACGGGGGGUGGGCGCGAUGCAAACCGGCCGUGCUGCCACUCGCGCCGCAGAAGGCGCCAUACAACCGCCUGCCGCUGAGGGCGCCACCACACGCGCCACCUGGGGCACGCCGCCGCCUGCCGCUGAGGGCGCCAUCACGCGCGCCACCUGGGGCGCGCCGCCGCCUGCCGCUGAGGACGCCAUCACGCGCGCCACCUGGGGCGCGCCGCCGCCUGCCGCUGAGGAUGCCACCACGCACGCCACCUAG
Molecule: messenger RNA, 624 nt
Organism: Bacillus rossius redtenbacheri
Lineage: Eukaryota; Metazoa; Arthropoda; Insecta; Phasmatodea; Bacillidae
Product: nascent polypeptide-associated complex subunit alpha, muscle-specific form-like
Exons: 3
Coding region: 1-624 (207 amino acids)
Source: RefSeq, a predicted model, not a curated record